AUCUCCGCGUAAAAUAUCUCUAUCCGCGUCAAAAUUCUUCCUUUAAAAACAAAAUGCAGAUCUUCCUGUACACAGCUGUGUUGUUCUAUCUCAAGGAGUCUGCCAGCGCUGAGCCCAAAGCCACAUGUCCAACACGGUGCGAUGUGAGUACCUGUCCGAGUCCCAGCUGCCCCAGCGGUUACGUGCCGGACCGCUGCAACUGCUGCCUGGUGUGCGCAGGGGAAGGAGAGCCGUGCGGCCGCAAGGACGACCUGCCGUGUGGGGACGGACUGGAGUGCUCACCCGCGGGCAAGCGGCUCUCUAAGGGGCUCUGUCAGUGCAAGUUCAGCCACGAAGUUUGUGGCAGCGAUGGAAAGACCUACAGUAAUGUGUGCCACCUGAAGGCGACCAGUAGGAAGGCUCUGCAACAGGGACUGCCUGGCAUCACCCAGACCCAGAAAGGACCGUGUGAGACCAGUAUAGGUCCUUCACAUGCUGCCAGUCCUCGUUACAAGUUCAACUUCAUAGCUGAUGUAGUGGAGAAAAUUGCCCCUGCUGUGGUCCACAUCGAGCUCUUCCUCAGGCAUCCUCUCUUUGGCCGGAACAUCCCACUGUCUAGUGGAUCUGGGUUUGUAAUGUCAGAGAAUGGACUAAUUGUUACCAACGCCCAUGUAGUCUCAAGCAGCUCUCCAGUGUCCGGCCAACAGCACCUCAAGGUCCAGAUGCAUAAUGGUGAUGUAUAUGAAGCCAGCAUCAAAGACAUAGACAAAAAAUCUGACAUUGCUACCAUCAAAAUCAACCCCCAGACAAUGCUGCCUAUAUUGUUUCUGGGCCACAGCGCAGACCUGAGGCCAGGGGAGUUCGUGGUUGCGAUUGGCAGCCCCUUUGCCCUCCAGAACACUGUCACCACUGGCAUUGUCAGCACCGCCCAGAGAGAUGGCAAGGAACUGGGCCUCAGGGACUCUGACAUGGACUACAUCCAGACGGAUGCUAUUAUCAAUUAUGGGAAUUCAGGAGGACCUCUUGUCAAUUUGGAUGGGGAGGUGAUCGGCAUCAACACACUGAAGGUUGCAGCAGGAAUCUCAUUUGCCAUCCCAUCCGACAGGAUCAUUCGGUUCCUUAAUGAUUCCCUUGAUAAGCAUAAUAAAGAUGUGAGGUCAAUAAAGAAGCGUUUCAUUGGAAUAAGGAUGUUGACCAUCACACCAGCGUUAACUGAAGAGCUAAAACAGCAGAACCCGGAUUUCCCUAAUGUUACUAGUGGGAUUUAUGUCCAUGAGGUCGUUCCUCACUCACCUGCACAAAAAGGCGGUAUCAAAGACGGUGACAUUAUUGUGAAACUGAACGGCAGACCUCUGAUGACAACAGCUGACCUGCAGGGGGCACUGCAGGAGGAGACAGCCCUGCUACUGGAAGUCAGGAGGGACAACGAUGACCUGCUCUUUAACAUUGAACCUGACGUUAUCAUGCAGUAGACACUGCAAGCACAGCACUCCUGCAGAGCUAGACCAACAUCUAAGGCCCUAUUUUUGUGAAAAGACAUGUUGGAUGGUAGAAACUCUGUACCAGUGAAGUGAAGUGGUAUUUAUGUCAAGCGCACACAUCUUCUGAUACUCUGCAACUGCCAGUUAACUUGACUCUACCAAAAUAAAAGGAGGUCAGUAAGGAUGACAUGGCACAAUACAGUUUUGGCAUUAAGGAUUUCCAAUUGUACCUCCCUCAGAGGUACAUCAGGUCAACGUCGGAGCACCUCACAGAAUCACUGGAUUCAGAUGUUACCUAACAGUUUUGUCUGUCAUUCUGUCAUUUCUAUUUACAUGCAGCCCAAAAAUAAUCAAGCAACAAUGGUUGUUGGGCAGCAUUUUAUGGUGCUUAUCACAAAAUUUAUAAGAUAAAAGCAAAGUUGAUGAAUGUACUGUAGAGUUGAUAAAUGAAAACUGAACAAAAUUCAAUCUAAAAAUCAAAGGUGGUUAUCAUAUACAGAUAAUUAAUUUGGUCAACAUUGUUCAAUUCACAGUAUCCAUCCAUCGACUCGGGAAAAGAGCGAGUCCACAGGACAUGACCAGGACAGAAUCCACAUUGCUCCUCCAUCAACUAUACUUUGUAACCUGGGGUCAGCAUGUCAAACCCCCAGCCAUCGUCUGGCACUGAUUUGAUAACCUGACCUUCUGAGCGAGAGAGAUUCAACAGAGGUCCCCAGCUGGUGUCAAACCAGCUGGGACCUCAGGUCGGGGUGCUCACCCCUCAACUCUCAUGUCCCUACAUCAUUCCUUCCAGGUGAGCAGACCAGGAUUCAUGGCUGUGGGCCCAGCCACCAGGCACUCACUGGGUAGAACUUAAUGCAAACUUAUCAGUUCUGUCACCUCCAUCGACUCUGCUUUUAUCACUUGCCGUUUUAGUUCCCUCAUAAAAUAUAGAUGAUUGAACAUAGAUGACGAUAUAGAUGAUGAUCGGUCAUUAAAAAAAAACGUUCAUAGACUCUAUGAAAGCCUUCCCUUUGUGUUGAUUAAAUCCUUUAUCCUUUUUAAAUCCUAAGUUAUCAUAAGGCAGUGUGUGUAUCUGUGUUCAGGCUGCAGCCUCUCAUUUUUUAAGGUCCACUGAAAAAUGUGAUUACAUAAUUUCUCACUUUUCAGCUAGGGGUAUAUGACUAAAACUUUUACAGCCAGUUACAUGCAGUGUUGUUGUUGAGUUGACACACUUACUGUCCUCUCUAUUAUGAGCAUCUCAGGCCACAAAAUACCAAAGAGCCACUCUUUCUAUGUACUCUUUGUACAUUGUCUCUUGUGCAGUGGACUACACUUUUCACCAUUUAUCAUGAAAAUAGGGUUUUAUUUUUGUUGAUUUUGGCUUUCAAUCAAGUAUCAGACCAUCAAUGCCAUCUGCUGCUGAUAUGAUGGACAUUCCUUCUUGACCACAACUAGUGCUGUGUUUUUCAUUCUUUUUCAUUAUUGUACGAUCAGAGGAACCAUUCUAGUGUGUUUUAUGAGAAUUUUGUCAAAAAGUUUGAGUCUUGAGUCUGUGAAAUCUGCAAUAAAACCUGAUUAGUUUAAGGUAUGAAUAAUGGUUUGAGAUAAUGACUAUAGGUUCAUUCCAAAACUGUUGAGCCCAAUCUAUAUUAAAAAUAGUGAUGAUUUACAUUAGAUCUUUUGCUGGAAAAAAACUAAGUGCCAAUCUAAGUGCUGUAGGAAUCUCAACUGAGCCCUAAAGUUAUAUCACCUCUGAAAGACAUUGAUUACUUUUCCUAAACCCCAUAGAAAAGAAUGUGUGUGACAAUGUACCGGUCAGACAUAAAGAGCUGUUCCUCAUUUCUGAGGUUGUCUUCCUCAAAGCCUGCAUUUCAAGACUGAAUACACCAUCAAGUGCCUGAUCACACCAAAAAAUGUUUCAUAGAAAUUAAAAAAUACAAAUCUCUUGAAUUAAUGGUCCAACGUGUUGGUAACAUGUAACAACCCAUACUUAAAAACUUGUGUAUCAUGGAACAAGUUGACAGCUGGUGUUCACCUUUAUGUGCUGUUGAGUGCUCAAAGAUUAUCCAACAGUGGUCAAAACCCCUUGCCCAACACCUUUCAGAUGUCUUUAGUGAUGUUUAGAUAAUGCUAUUGUUAUGGUAUAUGCAGUUCUGGAGAAAUGAUUUAUUGUUAUGUUUGGGGACCUUUGGUCUAUCCUGGCUUGUGCGGAAAGAAAGAAAGAAAAAAGAAAGGAUGGGAGCUGACAAUAACUCAUGAGACUGAUUUGUCAUCCUCAGUAGCUUCACUCAACUCCUGCUGUGUCAGCUCUCUCAGUAGAUAGCAGGACCUGCAUUGUCAGUGAUGCUCUAAGCUCAGUUCAUUCAUGUUAACAAAUAGAUGCAGACAGAAAUGCAAGAAACCAAAACACAUCAGGGGUGAAGGUUGUUAUUCAUUGUCCUUCUCAGUUUCAACAAAAACAGUUCCUCACUGUCUGCAGUGAUUAGCUAAUCAAUAGGACAAAUGACAACCUGUGACUGUGAUCCUACAAACUACUUUGAAGUACACUGAAGACCUUUAAAGAGCAACUUCCCAGUUUGGAACUUGUGCACUUUAGGUGAAAAGAGUUGAGGAGGAGGUGAUCACAACAAUAGCUCGGGUCUCUGUGAGGUUUGGGAUAGAAAUAUACAAUUAUUCUAUAAUGAAUCCACUGUGAACAAUCUAAUCUGGAGAGGUGAAGGAGGUUGACCCUUUAGCCUUUUGUAGGUUCCAUAUUUCUUGAUGCGUGGAACGGGACAUAGCCAAGUGCAGACCCUGAACAGUGCACAAUCCCCACUAUACAGUCAGAUGUUGGGAUGUUAGGCUCUAUAAUAAGAGACACUUGAUAUUUUUGUUUGUGCUUUACAUCUGCUGUGUCAUGUUAUAGUAACUUAUAGCUGAUUUGAUGACAUCCACUGACUCCCAAACAAAGUGAACAAGAUGCAAUACCUUACUUGAGGUGGAGGCAUUACCAGACAUCAUAACAAAAUACAUCCUGAUCUAAGUGCACAUAGAGCAUGAUAUAGUGAGCUUCCUCAGGAAGCUCUCAAGCAGCAUUGGAAGUGAGUUUUGCCAGAAGCAGUAACAACAGCUGACACAGCACUGUAUACUGCUUCAUGUCUGUGUUCUGCACGAAUUUCUGGUAACUGACCAGUUUGUUAGUGACUCUUCCAAGUAAUUUUAUCUUUGUAUAAUAGCAUUUUGUUAGCCAGCGUACACUAGUAUCUGCAUUACAUUACCAUAUAAAGUUAUUAUCACCUUUUUUUAAAUGUCUUUGCACAUUUACAAAUCCCUCACACAGAGAGCAACAUUAGCAUUUCAUUUGGAGUCAUGUGUUUGGCCAAUAUUCACUGUUUUGGUCUUAACCAACUUCUGAGAACCAGCUAGUGUCUAACUAUGUCUAUCUAUGGUUAGGAAUGGGUAGCUCCUGUAGCAGAAAAGAGGUUUAAGAGUAUAGUGAGAGUGAACCAAAAUGCAAAGUUACAUGAAAUAAAACCAAAACAAUGAGUUGAAAGAUGCUCCACAGAGCUUAGUGGAACUGCAGAAAUGGUGACAAUUCUCUAUGGAUCUCUCAGUGGGAGUAACCCCUUUCCCCUCACACAUAAUCAUAUGAUUCUUUUUGCUACAUAAAUAUUGAUUAGUGCAACUUUAACAUUAAUUGCUUGGCUUAAUAAGACUGCUGGCUAUAUUGCUUGCUGUUGCAACCUACAAAAAAACGGUCACACUCAAGCUAAAUACAUCUUGGACCCAUCUCUGUACUAGACCCAGAGAUUUUUCAGCAAUAGCAAAAUUGUUUAUUUUCCAGCAGGCCUCCAUGCAGCUGCCAUAUGCAUUUGCAAUAGCUACAAACAGUUCACCAACUGAAAUCUUAAUGGGUAGAUAGUAAAAUAUGGUAUUAUUUUUGGUGUUAUUUUUAAAACUGAUGUGUAUGAUUUGUGUCAAAUUGUAUUUAAAGACAAAAUAAGAUAAGUUGUUGUUCAGUAUAACGAUAACCUUCUGGUAUAAGUUUGAGACAGUACUUCUGUCAAAGCCUUUUUUCUCUGGUUGGCAUGAUUCUGUAAUGCUGAAAGUUGUCCUUGCAUAACCAAAUGUGAACAACAUGUGUGUUAAUUUAGUUGAAAUGAUGUACUCUGUUGUAGUGAAGAGCACAAAAUGUGAGUGUCUUUUUUCAUGGCUCAUUCACUGUUGCUGUUUUGGUCCAACUGUAUGUGGAUUUUAGUAUGAACAGACUCAAAACCAAAUGUUUACAUGUAAGUUGCCAACAAAGCAAUAUUCUGAUUCAGCCUUUGGAAGUAACAUUUCCACCAAAUAAAGUUUUAACAAAUUUAGAAA
Lates calcarifer (barramundi perch) is the source of this 5792-nucleotide messenger RNA. Its product is annotated as serine protease HTRA3-like. NCBI's taxonomy places the organism in Eukaryota, Metazoa, Chordata, Actinopteri, Centropomidae. Gene Ontology annotation, molecular function: serine-type endopeptidase activity; protein binding. Gene Ontology annotation, cellular component: extracellular region. The record is from RefSeq and is a predicted model, not a curated record. Gene Ontology annotation, biological process: proteolysis.